Messenger RNA from Manduca sexta (tobacco hornworm), 2993 nucleotides. Its product is annotated as claspin. The record is from RefSeq and is a predicted model, not a curated record. Lineage: Eukaryota; Metazoa; Arthropoda; Insecta; Lepidoptera; Sphingidae.
UCAGAAUGUGAUCGCAACCAUCAAUCAAUGACGGUAACAUUCAUCUGACCAAAGCAGACAAUGCGGUCACAAGCUUCAAAACCUGUACCUAAGAAAGGGGAUUUAAAAACAACUUUAAAGGCAUCAACUUCGAAACAAAAUAAAAAGAAGAUUGCUACUUCGAAAAAUAAAAAAUUGGUAGGUAAGUCUUUAGCGAAAGGUCAGAAGAAGAACAGCAAAGAUGAUGUUGCAACUAAAAAUGAUGAAGAGUCUACAGUUAAUAAAAACGAAACAACUCCAGAUACAGCCAAGGUUGGUACGUCUAGAACACGAAGCGACUCGCCAGCUAAAAAAGCAAAGAAAGAUCCUAAGGAGAAAAAAGAUACGGUUAAAACUACUGCUGAAACCAAUGUAAAGAAAACUGCUGUUAAAAAACCUGUUAAGUCAGAGAACAAAGGAAAGACUACCAACGCACGUGCAUCAAAAGUUGGAAAAAAUAAUGACCCAAAGUACAAAGCAAAAACUGAAGCAGCUAAGAAAACACCAACCAAAUUUUCAAAGGUAAAAACUGUUAUCAAAAAGGGACGACAGGAAAUCAAAAGAAAAAAUCCAUCAGCAAGGCAAGAGCCUCAAAAAGAGCAUAGCGAAAUUGAAAACAAAGAUAAUAAAAAUAGUUGCGAUAAGAAUAAAAGUAAUCAGGAGAAGAAACAGGAAAUAGAGCAAAUUAAAAAAGAUGAUAUGAUUAAAGAACCUAAGGAGACAAUAAGGGAUGACUCGUGUGUUGACGGGGGCAGAAAAACAGAGAUCAAAAUUAUUACUGAGAAUUCGCCUGAUAAUAAUUCUUCUAAAGCAUCUCCUACCACCCCUACAGAUACCCCGAAAACUGAGACCGAAAGGCCUCCGAAAUUUUUUACUUCAAGUCGAUCUCCAAGGACUGUAGACAUCGAUGUAAAAUGUUUAAAAAAUUCAAAAGGAAACCUAAGUGUUUCUGAGAGGUUUUUGUCAAUGAAAUUUGAAACUAAAACUGAUGACAAUUGCAAAGAAAAUGCUUCAAACACGCUAGUUUCUCAAGGCCCAGACAUUGAUGUGUACACAUUUACUGAGAAAGUUGAUUCUCCAAAAAGUAUUUUAUCAGACUUUCGAAGUCCUAUAAAUAAAAAUGUCGGGCGGGUGCGCCCGAUAGCAAGAGUAAAAGGAACCGUUAUUGAUAAAAAGACCGAAUCGGAAAAGAAAAAAUAUUCGCCACAUCGACCCAUCGAAGAAGUAGUUAAGCAGUUAAAAGCUAAUAAGAGGUCUGAAGAAAUAACUACACUUGAGAACGAAAAUACCGAUGUCGCUACUUCAAGCGUAGAAGCAACCAUUAUCGCUAGUGAGACAGAACAUGACGAUAAACCAAAACCAAUAGUAAGUAAAUCUUAUAAAAUGGUUGCCAGAAAAUCAAGUGUAACUGGAAAGCCAUUUAGUCCAAUAAAAUUUUUGGAUACGGAACCAACACCGAAUAAAAACGAAAAAUCAUGUAAAUCUAAUCAACCAGUAAAAAAAUCUCCUGUUAAAUCGAAGAAACCUAUCAAAAAAAGUAGUUCAUCUGAUGAUGAACUUGACACGUCAAAAUUUUCGCUUAACACCAAAACAUUUAAUUAUUCUUCAUCGGAAGAAAGUGUUAACGAGUCUAAUGACGAUAAUGAAACCAAAGAGUCUUCAGGAUCAGACACGUCUAGAAAUAAAAAGCAAAGGAAUAAAAAGUAUAAGAGGAUAACUGACAGCGUAAAGAAAACAACUUCUAAAGAAUUAAAAGAGCUGUCGAAAGAUUCCUUAAUUGACUUAAAAGAUGACUGUGCUCUUUUGGGUGGGGAAAAACCCAGUAAGAGGCGUCUUAAGCUCUUAUCCAUGUGGACUGGGCCUAAAAAACAUAGAAUGGCCUCCUUAAAUGCUAUAGCUAAAGUCCACUGCCUUUAUGAAAAUGAAAGCAGGUCACAUAUGGAGCUGGGCCUAAUGAAAACGGUGGAUAGACAACUGUUACCUAGCACGUCAAAAGCCCCCCUAUCUAAAAAGAAGGAAUCUAAACCGAAAGAGGAAAAACAAGAAAGUACAUCUGAGUCCGAGUACGAAAAUAAAAAAGAAAAGAAAGAUGAAACUUCUGAAAGUUCCGACGAUAGUCCGCCACAAAGGACACUACGUGGAGUACCAGGCAUCAGAAGCGCUGGCAAAUACUGGGAUCCAAAAUCGUCUACAUCUUCCAGUGAAGAUAGCGAACAAGACACGAAAAAGAAGGCCGGACCAGAUAAAAAGAAAAUCACCAAAACACCUACUAGCAAAUCCGAUUCUGAUAAACCACCGGCAAAAAUGAAAAAGACAGCUGGCGUGCCUGUAAAGAAAAAACGAAAUAGAAAUGAAGUUGUUAUGGAUCUGAAAGACAUGGUCGUGCAAAAACGUAUGGCCAGUCUAAAUGCCACAGCUAUCUUGGCCGCUAGUUAUGAAAAACGGUCGCCUAAAUCUAAUAAAGAUGAAACAACGUCGGACUCCUGCAGUGAUGAAUCUUUUUCUCAAAAGCCAAAAAACGUAGCAGCUUCCGGCGUUAAGUCGGAAUCAAAAAACGAAGAAACUAAAAAAGAAGUGGAUGAUGCCGCGUCGGCGGACCGAAAGCAGAAAAUGGAAUUUAUAGUCAAUCAAGAUACUGAUGUGACGAUAACCGGUGUUUAUUCUACACACCAUCACGAGGGAUUCUGUACUGUGUCGGGUAUGCAGUAUCGUAUAUCUUCUACAAGCCACACGCAGACUACGGCGACAGCUAAUUGUGAGAAGGAUGGUUGUCCGAGGGAGGACGGGGCGCGGUAUACUCCACUCUCGGCGCUGUCUUCUAUGCAGCCGCCUGCUGAACACACUCAUAAUCAUCCUCAUCCAGUUCCGGAGCUGGGCGGGCUGGCGCGCCGCGCGGGGUGUUCCAGCGCGUUCUCAGCACCAUCGCCGGCGGCGCAUCACGAACCAGGUUAGUGUACACCUCGACAGCCCCUCCC